Molecule: messenger RNA, 786 nt
Organism: Trichoderma harzianum CBS 226.95
Lineage: Eukaryota; Fungi; Ascomycota; Sordariomycetes; Hypocreales; Hypocreaceae
Exons: 1
Coding region: 165-620 (151 amino acids)
Source: RefSeq, a predicted model, not a curated record
UCAAGGUGGAGGCGCACCUCGACGGCCGGAGGAGGAUCCCUGACCAGAGGGAGAAGGUGUCCAGGUAGUGGCGCGGUGCGGUGCGGUAGCAAUAAGCUGUGCAGGGAGCUGGACCUGCAAAUAAGCUAAAGGAUGCGUGUGUGCAAGUCCCUCGCACAUGUUCGAUGUUGUGCUCGUUUGUACGCUUGUACCGAGAGGGUAAACUGUUAGCACCGAUUUUGCUUUGCCUUGAAGGCUGGGACGGACUCGAAAUCGGCCGAUUGACACCCGUGUAUGCGGUGGAUAUGAACGGCUGGGCCUCUCCGCGUAUUAUCCGUAAUGGAUCACUGCAUCUUUGUCUCUCGCAGGUAUUGGUGCUUUACACGGGAAGCCCAAAUUUGAACAAGGGACCAAAGCAGAGAGAGCUCCUGCUGCUAUUCGAGGAAUUUGUUCCACGUCCGCCGAAUCUCCCCGUCAAGAUAGGAGGCGACGACGAGGGGGGAACAGCAGGGGAUAAAGAUAGGUACUCUCCCACGAAGUAUCGCACAGUAAGGGUGUAUAGACCAGCUUGCUCCAGAGGGCCAAUCACCUUCGCGUGUGUGUUCGUCCGAUCAAAGUGCGUCGAGCGGCUAAUCAGGUAGAUUGUGAGAUGAUCUCGUGGUGGCGGCGCGAACAAGACUGCCGCCUAAGUCAAUGCUACUAUCACCGAUGGCCCCCCAUUCAUCCACGCCUUAGUAAAGACGAAGGGGGGAGCGAGCGAGGGGCGUGCCGAAACAUUGUCGGAAGAAACAUUGCCUGAGAAGUAGU